Molecule: messenger RNA, 3452 nt
Organism: Alosa alosa (allis shad)
Lineage: Eukaryota; Metazoa; Chordata; Actinopteri; Clupeiformes; Clupeidae
Gene: fpgs
Product: folylpolyglutamate synthase
Exons: 15
Coding region: 463-2190 (575 amino acids)
Biological process (GO): tetrahydrofolylpolyglutamate biosynthetic process
Cellular component (GO): cytosol; mitochondrion; cytoplasm
Molecular function (GO): ATP binding; tetrahydrofolylpolyglutamate synthase activity
Source: RefSeq, a predicted model, not a curated record
GAGAGGACGGAAAGAGAGUCAGUAAAAAUGUAGACGCUAAAAUAGCUCUGACCAUAUGGCUCUGACAGAUCCACGUGCAUACCCGUGGAGUCGUGCGAUUUAAUACGGUAUGAAUUAGCUACCAGUGGUCUAUUUGACUUUCAGCUUUUUAGUUCAGUCUUGGAAUAUCGUAGGAAACCUAGCGGGAUCCUCGCAUUUCUUCGCAGUGACAACAACAUAAGUUGUAUUGGUUUCUUGCUAUUUGGGACAUUUCUGAAUGAGGAAUGCCUGUCAGUCCAUGCUCAUGCUCAUUAUCUAUCCAGACCAUAUAGUCUUUAUGUUUCCCUUUACUUCAUGUAAUUGUUUGUAAAUAAAAAACGAAAUUCGAGAGGGAGGCGUGGUAUGAUAUUUGGAACGUAACGGCGUCCCUAAAAGGAAUACUCUCCUAAUUUGGCUGCAGCUUCCUGCGCUGUCACUUUCACCAUGGUACGCUUCUCCCGCGUGUUUAGACCGUAUUCUUUAUUCACCGCCUUACAACUUCAGCGAAACUGGCUGAACUUCAUUCAAGGAUCUUUUAGGCACUCCAGCACGAAAGCUGCUCCUCGUUUUACAAGAAUGGAGUAUCAGGAUGCGGUAUGCACACUCAACACCCUGCAGACCAACGCCAGUGUUCUGGAGCAGGUGCGCCGGGAGCGAGGACCCCCACAGCACCAGCUCCACGCCAUGAAGGGCUUUCUGCAGCGAGCAGGCCUCACGGUUGAAGAAUUGGACGAUUUAAAUAUUAUUCACGUCACUGGAACAAAGGGCAAAGGAUCAACAUGUGCUUUCACCGAGCAGAUUCUUAGAAGUUACGGGUUUCGUACUGGAUUUUACAGUUCACCUCAUUUGGUACAAGUCAGGGAGAGAAUCCGGAUAAACGGCCAACCUAUCAGCAAGGAGCUCUUCACAAAAUACUUCUGGCAGGUCUAUGGCCGACUGGACGAAACAAAGGACUGCCAUGGGGGAACGAUGCCGGCUUACUUCCGUUUUCUAACAAUCUUGGCCUUCCACAUCUUUCUUCAAGAGAAGGUGGAUUUGGCAGUUAUUGAAGUUGGGAUAGGUGGAGCGUAUGACUGCACAAACGUCAUUAGACAACCAUGGGUGUGUGGAAUAUCUUCCCUCGGAAUAGACCACACAAGUAUCCUCGGAGACACUAUAGAGAAGAUAGCCUGGCAGAAAGGAGGCAUUUUUAAGCCAGGAGUUCCAGCGUUCACAGUGAAGCAACAGGAGGGGCCCCUGACUGUUCUCCAGCAGCGAGCAGAAGAAAUAGGCUGUUCUCUGUCUGUUUGUCCUGACCUGACUGAGUAUCCUGUAGAUGAGGGCGUCCUGCAUCUUGGUUUGGCCGGACAGCACCAGCUCAUCAACGCCAGCCUGGCCCUGCAGCUCAGCCACAGCUGGCUACAACAUCGUUGCCUAUCUGAUAAGCACCUCCCGUUUGCGUCCGUGUUCGGUGGUGUGACCCAGGCCAAAGGGUUCAAGCCCAGCCCAGUCAUGCUGAAAGGUCUGGCAGACACAGAAUGGCCUGGCCGAACGCAGACCCUGAGGCAUGGGCCCAUCACCUACUUCCUGGACGGAGCACACACCACGGGUAGCAUGCUGGCCUGUGCCCGCUGGUUCAACGAGGCUGCUGCCCAGCGCGAAGCGGAUGGUCCAGUGGUGAGAGUGCUGCUGUUUAACGCCACAGGAGAGAGGGACUCUGCUGCCAUGCUCAAGCUGCUUGUGCCAUACCACUUUGACUUUGCUGUGUUCUGCCCCAAUAUCACAGAGACCAUUGCUACGUGUAAUGCAGACCAACAAAACUUCAACGUCUCCGUGGAGAACAUGCUGACCCGUUGCCUGGACAACCAGCAGAGCUGGAGGCUGCUGACCGGCCAGCGGCAGAAGCAGCCGGGGGAUGAGCUCCUGAUCUCGGCGUGCAGCCUCCCCCUGGUCGCGGAGCGCCAGAGCGACUCGCUGGUUUUCCCCUGCAUCCUCAGCGCCCUCCAGUGGAUCACACAGGGCAGAGACUCCAUACUGGCUGAUCCGGGCAAGCGGGUCAUCCCAGUCAAGCCAAGUAUCGCCGCAAAGGCCUCAUCGCUCCGCGAUGCCACCGAGAUCCACGUCCUCAUCGCCGGAAGCCUGCAUUUAGUCGGCGGAGCCCUCAAACACUUGGACCCUGUGUCUGCCUCUUAAAAAAGGAGCCACAGUAUCAGUGGGCCUAUUGUUUUUUUGUUUGUGUAAGCAGUGCACUGGGUGUGUUGAAGCACCAUCAGACUCUGUCUAUUGAUAGAGAGAUGAGUUACCCUGUCGAAACACCCGUUGGAAAGUAAGAAAUGUAUAGCACUUAGCAUUAACGGAAAUGUCUUUCCUAUUCCGGUACCCCCUUUAUUUCAAGCAAAGCCAAAUGGUUUAGUUGGUGCCUUACAGUGCCAACAUAAUAUAUCAAAACCUAACUUUUUCAUACUUGAAGCCAGCUGUUUACAGGGACUUUUUUGGGGAAAAGGUUUUGUACUCUUAAGUUAAGUUAAGUUUGUGCUUUACUGGACCUCAGUAGUUGUAUGUGAAGGUGUGACCCUCCUUGUGGAGGUCCUUUUCUCUAAAAAAAAAAAAAAAAAAAAUCUCAUCAUCGGUCUAAGGACAAACUGGUUCAUUGCAAUUUUGUGUCUGUGCCAAAAGGCAAUGAGUUGUAUGAAUGUGGAUUUUUGUAAUUGUAUUUUGUUCAGUACAGCCUUCAUGGGUGAUUUGUAUUGUGGAAACCCACUGUCCUUGAAAAACCGCUAAAAGUAUUGUUGCAGUGAUAUUCCUAGCUGUUUGUACUGAAUGACAAUUUUAAUAUAAUUGUCAAGGUGGAUCAUAUUGUAUAUGUUAUUGGUAUAUAGAGAGACUAGUCUGACUGACUAGUGAUGUCUUAUGCUCCCUUUAGUGUACUACGCAGGUAGUACGGUAUCUGCUGAGUACACUUUCUGUUGUACAAUUAGUUUACACACAUUUUGCCCUACCACCAAAUUGUGCUUGUUACCCACAUAGAAAUCAACUUAGCUUUUAAACAAACCUCAAACAGGUUGUUUUGGGAAAUAUAUUUGUUCGGAGGGCUGUCCAGAUUUUGUUCCGACAUUGUUGAGAAUGAACCUGCUCUGAGAUGUACUUGACCACACUUCCACACUGGUGUCAUGUACACGUGUUCCCUAAGUAAGCCACCAGUCAAACAUAGUAACAUUGCGCACAACAACGUUUUAAUUGUCUUGAAUUUGGGAUCUAGAGUAGGUCAACUCUACACUUGUAUUAGACGAGCCCAGUGAGUGUGAGGUAAUAUGGGAAUACUUUGAGGAUGGGAUAUGUUGUAACUCACUAUGCUACUGAGCAUUGUCUGAAAGGUCCUCACUUAACUUUUUAAAAAGAUGUAUUUAAUGGUAUAAAUAUAUGGGUGUAGCUCUCAUUAAAUAUUUAAACACUAA